This is a messenger RNA of Prorocentrum cordatum, 330 nucleotides long. NCBI's taxonomy places the organism in Eukaryota, Dinophyceae, Prorocentrales, Prorocentraceae. The record is from the annotation of a GenBank genome assembly.
GCGAUGCUCACCACCCUCGUCAACGCCCCGCUGGCCAAGCCGCUCCUCGAGUACCUCGACAUGACCAGCGUUUCUCGGAACGAGAACACCGCGAACAUGCAGGCGGAGGACUUCACGAUCGAGGACGUGAGGAAGUACUACCAGGACAUCAAGAGCCGCACGAGCGAGGAGGGCGGUGACGAGCGCUUCGUCGGCCACAACGAGCGGGAGGUGGAGCGCCUGGUCCCGUACGUUCGAUCCUCGACCAGGAACAACACCAGCCAAAGCCAAGAUACGGAUGAACUUCGCGUCUUGAAGGAGGUGGAUUCCGAUUCGGAUGAAUUGACCGAG